AUGUGCGGGAUCGGACUCGUCGCUCCACCGCUGUGGCUCGACGAGUUGUUGUCCGUCAUACCGUCGAUGCCGCUACCCGAACAUGAGCACUCCAAAGGACGAUGUCCGCACCUCACUUCAAAAAUUGCCGAUUUGCAUUGCCAUCCUGCCUUGGAAGCGGCUUUGCACUUGGCCAAUGGUGACCUGUACUCUGCUCACUUUUUGGUCAGAAAGAGUCAAGGUGGGGCUAAAGAGCUAGACUGGGGUCACGCCAUCCUACACAGGCUAGAGGGCGACUACGGGAAUGCAAAAGUACGUCGAUGCGAACUCAGUUGGCCAUUCAUGUUUGCUCGGUUGAGCCGACGCCUUUGCCGAUCCGCGCGCAGUGUUGGUACACAGACCUUUCUCAUCUCCAAAAUUCCCACAUUUACACUCAAUUUUGGGAAGGGCAGAGCGUGACACCUGGUCAAUUCGUGGACUUGUCCGCUUUCUGGCACGCCCAGUCACAAAACCGCUCGCAAGGCAGCGCAGCUCAACUCAUCUACGAGAGCUCGAGCAAGCACUCGAAGAUCAAAGACGCAUUCUCUCUGCCACAGCUGAAGGAUUUCGAGAGCGGCAGUCGUAGCGCCCCUCUGCGCAAAAAGGACGUAGAGGAGCUGUCUAGAUCCGAGGUUCGCGCCAUGGUCGAGGGUCUUGCCGCACACCACGGCUGGGCCGCGUUGGGCUACGAGGAGAGCUGGAAGGCGAUUGAAGAGCAAAAAGGAGGCCAGAAAGGCUCCAUCGAACACAAUGCGGAAAGUAUGAUCCUGGGACAAUCUCGACGCGACUUCUAG
This is a messenger RNA of Ceraceosorus bombacis, 812 nucleotides long. NCBI's taxonomy places the organism in Eukaryota, Fungi, Basidiomycota, Exobasidiomycetes, Ceraceosorales, Ceraceosoraceae. The record is from the annotation of a GenBank genome assembly.